AUGUCGGGACACCGCACUCAUAUACGUAUCCAUCACAACGAGCGCGACGAAAGCAUAACAGAUAGUUAUUCAGAGGGCGACACGGGACCGAGCGAGGAAUCUCAAGAAGACGAGGACUGGACAGAUUCCUACGACGAAGUUGACCCGGAAGAUUCAGCCUCCAGCCCUGCUGCAAGGCAGCGCUCUCAUAGUCGUCAACGCCAAUCGAUUCGACGACACAAGCUUCCUCAGAGACCGGUCUCCCAAUACGACCCCCGGGCGCCUCACGGGCCUGUCAGCCUGGAUUCCUCGGACUAUUAUGACUACUCCGGCCGUGGUGCUGUGUAUGCACCACCGGCCGGUGGCCCCUAUUACGGCGGACGAGGCCCUCCGCCCGGCAAUUUUCCUCCUCAGCAAAGCCAUGUUGGUGGCUAUGGUGGCCCCUACAAUCAGGUUGUGCCGUUCCCAGGAGGCCCUGGGUACGGAAGUUCGAACCCGUUUGCACCAUCGCACGGGAAUGGAGGCAACUACUUCAACAACGACCACCACUGGGGAAGGCAAAACGAGAUGGCGCAGUAUGGCCAGAACUUUUACCCACCCGGGUAUCACCUGCCAACCCACAUGCAACAAUAUCAAUGGCCACCAGCCCCACCCCCACCACCGCCUACCGACGUUGGACGACCACGCACGCCUGCGCCUGCGCCCGCACCUGCGCCUGAACCACCGAAGGUAGAUCCGGAAAAGGAGGAAAUGAAGAAGCGACUAGCUCAAAUAGAAGAAGCUCAAAGACAGAAGGAAGUUGAAGCCAAACAAAAGGAAAUCGAGAAACGCAUCAGGGAAGAGGAAAAGGCGGCGUUCGAACGCAAAAUGGAGCAAAUAAAGAGAGAUGAGGCAGUUCGGGCGGAAGCGACGAAAGCUGCCGCCGCGAAGGCGAAAAAAGAACUCGAGGAGGCGCGGAAGGAUGCCGAGAGGGCAGCGCGUGAAGCCGUCGAAGCGGAGAGGAAAGCAGAAGCGGAACGCAAAAAGCGAGAGUCGGAGGCAUAUGCUCGUGCUGAACGAGAUGCGCGCGAUAAACUUGAAGCUGAGCGAAAGGCGGAAGAGGCAAAGAAGAAGAAGGAAGCAGAGGCUGCAGCUGCCGCGGAAGCGGCCGCCAAAAUCAAGCUGGAGGCUGCUCUCAAAGCUGAACGUGACGCCAAGGCUGCCGCUGAGAAGAAAGUCAAGGAAGAACUAGAGUGGCGGAAGAGGUUGGAGGAGGAAGCCAAGCUCAAGGCCGAAAUCGAAGCACGCAAGAAGCUCGAAGACGAGAAGAAGAAGGCGGACGCGGCCAAAGCGGCAGAAGAUCAGAAGAAGAAGGACGACGAAGCCUUCAAGAAGAAGGCCCUAGAGGAGGCCAAGGUCAAGGCAGACGAGGCGAUGAGGAAGGGCCUUGGCAAAGACAAGGCCCCAAUAAGGUUCAAAGACGCCGUCGGGAGGAAGUUCAGCUUCCCUUUCCACAUUUGUCAGAACUGGCAGGGUAUGGAAGAGCUCAUCAAGCAAGCCUUCUUGCACGUGGAUGUCAUCGGGCCUCAUGUCCAAGCCGGGCACUAUGACCUUAUUGGACCCAACGGCGAGAUCAUUCUUCCUCAAGUUUGGGACAAAGUCAUCGAACCUGACUGGGCGGUUACCAUGCACAUGUGGCCCAUGGAUCGGCCACCUCCGGGAAUGGCCCGACCCGGGGGUAUGCCAGCUGGGCCCGGGGGUAUGAGACCCGGGGGCAUCCCAUUCUCCCCUGCUGCCCGUCCACAAGGUGGUGGUCAGGGGCCCCCUCCCCCACCUCAUCAUGGAGGAGGAGGAGGUCUUCAUGGUCUACGGCCCCAGGGACAGUUUAGACCAAUGGAUCGUGGGCCGGGGGGGCCCCCAGUCAUUAUUCCGGUCCAUAAGCCGAAAAAGACGAGUAAGGGCGGUAACAAAGGCAUGCUUUCGUGGCUUGGUGGAAGCAAGCCAAAACCCAGCAAGAGUCGAAAGCCGAGAGCUUAA
Anthostomella pinea is the source of this 1995-nucleotide messenger RNA. The record is from the annotation of a GenBank genome assembly. NCBI's taxonomy places the organism in Eukaryota, Fungi, Ascomycota, Sordariomycetes, Xylariales, Xylariaceae.